AUGUCUAUCGCUCGACAACUUUUACAUGAGGUCCGCCCUUUCUUCCGAAUGCUGGAGGAGCCCUUUGGCAGGUCCGCUGUAGCACCCACGUACCGACAGCGCUCCCUUUUUGACGACCCCCUCCUCCCUUCUCUUGCUGCCAUACGUCCCCCAGUUGAUGUAACAGAUGAAGGAGACAAAUACAUCAUAGAAGCUGACCUUCCUGGUGUUAAAAAAGAGAAUGUUGAUAUCAGGAUAGGUGACGCGGGCCGUAGCAUCACCAUCGAAGGCAAAACCUCCUCUCGUCAAACCAAUGGCGAAUUGAACACUGGCACGGAAGCGACCGGUGAGAAUGCAGCUGAGGGUUCCAAAGCUGUGGAAAAGACCGAGCCAGGCACACAACUUGCUAUGGAGCGCCAGGGCAGCCUCAGCGCGUCCUUCAUCCGCACCGUCUGGCUGCCUCGUCCCAUUGACAGCUCCAAAGCGUCUGCCAAGCUCCAGGAUGGCAUCCUCACCAUGACUAUUCCAAAGGCUGAGGAUCAGGAGAGUAUCAAGGUUCCCCUUGAGUAA
Suillus clintonianus is the source of this 549-nucleotide messenger RNA. Its product is annotated as HSP20-like chaperone. The transcript is spliced from 2 exons. NCBI's taxonomy places the organism in Eukaryota, Fungi, Basidiomycota, Agaricomycetes, Boletales, Suillaceae. Gene Ontology annotation, biological process: response to heat; response to hydrogen peroxide; protein complex oligomerization. The record is from RefSeq and is a predicted model, not a curated record. The coding region runs from base 1 to 549 and encodes 182 amino acids.